AUGUCUUUCCAGGACCGCACGCCCGAGUCUCUGAUUCAGAGAUCAGACUCGAAGAACCCAGCAACGACGUGUCGAGGCAUAACAUCAGGCGGAAAGCCAUGUAGAAGAUCACUAGCUUCAUCAGCUAAAUCUUCACCUAAAUCAUCGCCGACUACUGCUCGUCACACUGCCUCGAGAGGCGUAGUUGCCGUUCUCGAAGACGAUGAUGGAAAUCUGGAUGCCGCGGCCUUUUACUGCUGGCAACACAAGGAUCAAGCCCAAUCUUUCGCACAGAUAUACUCGAACACGCCGCAUGCUGCGAAUACGAAGUUACUGUCUGUCCAGGAAAGGACGAGCAUCGAUAGUCUCGUCGCGAGAUUGGGAGUGACAUCUAUCCAGGAUCAAGCAAGGCCACCGAAGAACACUCGUGAGGACCGCAGACGACCAACACAGAACACUCAACAAUACUCGAGACCGAUCGAACGACCGUCGGCAAAACCUCAAGCCCAUAGGAAACCCAAGCCAAGGCCAGGAUUUUGGGCAUCAUUAUGCUGUAUGGGCUCAACGGACGACGACGAAGAUACCGGACGGCCCAGCUACCAGGCACCGCAGCCGGAGACGACACAGAUUUCGACACCAACCAGCACCACAGAACUCCUCCCUUUCAUCCCAGGCCACCUCCCACCCCAAACCGCCUCUCUUCUCCUCACCGAGCUCUCCAAACCAAUCUCCCCUCACGACGAAGCCGGCUACAUUUACAUCUUCUGGCUGACAGAAACCUCAACUCCCUCGACACUUUCAAACGACACCGCAGCCUCUUUACUCGCAGCCUCAAAGCCAUCUGCACGAGGAGGCCAAAGACGUCCCAGCGAUGUGAUGAGUGCAUAUACAGCAAGCAAAGGCGCCACAAAAACGAUCAAACUGAAAAUCGGCAGGGCGAACAACGUACAUCGUCGUAUGAACGAGUGGAACAGACAAUGCGGUUACAAUCUCAGUCUCGUUCGCUUCUACCCUUACGUGUCUUCUUCUUCUUCUUCUUCUUCUCCGUCACCUUCGCCUUCACGAGCCACACAGGCAAAUACCUCGAGUCAACAGGUCUACAAAGUCCCGCAUGCUCAUCGCGUGGAAAGACUGGUGCACUUGGAGCUGGGAGACAAGAGAGUGAAGCGAGAUUGUCAGGCUUGUGGUCGUGAACACAAGGAGUGGUUCGAGAUCGAGGCUACAGCAGAAGGCGUGGCUGCUGUGGAUGAGGUUGUGAGGAGAUGGGUAAAAUGGGCAGAAACCAAUCCUUAG
Aureobasidium namibiae CBS 147.97 is the source of this 1272-nucleotide messenger RNA. RefSeq names its product DUF1766-domain-containing protein. NCBI's taxonomy places the organism in Eukaryota, Fungi, Ascomycota, Dothideomycetes, Dothideales, Saccotheciaceae. The record is from RefSeq and is a predicted model, not a curated record. The transcript has 2 exons. Bases 1 to 1272 code for a protein of 423 amino acids.